Molecule: messenger RNA, 1268 nt
Organism: Chelonia mydas (Green sea turtle)
Lineage: Eukaryota; Metazoa; Chordata; Testudines; Cheloniidae
Product: small nuclear ribonucleoprotein F
Exons: 1
Coding region: 779-1186 (135 amino acids)
Biological process (GO): spliceosomal snRNP assembly; mRNA splicing, via spliceosome
Cellular component (GO): U1 snRNP; catalytic step 2 spliceosome
Molecular function (GO): RNA binding
Source: RefSeq, a predicted model, not a curated record
CUCCCCACAAUCAAAUCCCAAAAGGAAUAAAAGGAAGGAACUUAAUUCUUAAAGUACCAGCUUUAUAAAAUCUGAUGAUAAAGAAAUAUAAUAACAAGAACUUAACUUCUACAACAUAACAUCCUACUUUAUAAUUCACAUACAUUAUCUUCACAGUUAUACAUCAAUAAAGAAAACAAUGUAAAUGUUAACAGGCCAGUCCCCACAGAAACAUAGUGAGAAGAAACACAGAGUUCCCAAAAGCUUAGGUUGACUUCACCUGUAUCUCAGUUAUAGUCUUUGAACACCAAAUUCUAUACAGUUUGCUGAGUCAAAAGCACUGAAACAUCCUCUCUCCACUUCAGCUGGAAUCCAUGCAGACUCUUCCUCAUCCUUUGCUGAAAUCACUGUUAGCUAGUCAGCUAACUAAUUAACCAACCAUUCAGUUAGAUAUAUAGAGUUUCAAAAAAAACCAUUAAAGAAAAAUACAAAACUGAGAAUAGCAAAAUAUAAAUGACUCUUUCCCCAUCAUCACAUUCAAAUAAGAGGAGAAUUGGUAAAGCAUACUGUUUGAGACAAUUGAACUAAAACAGUUUGACUAAAAUCAAAUAAGAGUCCAAGUAUAAAAUUAAAAGAAAUUAGUUUUCCCUCCCAAUUUCCCCUUUCUAUAAUUAACACUGCCAGAGCUUCCCUGUUGAAGAGUUAAUGCUUCAGAGUCAGGGAAAACAGACUCAGCUUCUCCUAACCCACACAGUGCACGUUGCCUUUUGCAAAGCAGCUGCCCUGAUUACGUACCCUCAUGGAGUCUGAGUCCAGAAAACAAGAACCUAUUGAGCUACCACACCCAAUUCCAGAAACUUCUGAGUAUGGAGAGCUAUUUGUGAAUCUGCCGUGCGGCCCUGCGAGUAAUUUUUGUUUUUACCGCUGCCUUGUGCCUGGCUGCGUUACCGUGAGCUUGCCCCUGAACCCCAAGCCCUUCCUGAAUGGGCUGACAGGGAAGCCAGUGAUGGUGAAGCUGAAGUGGGGGAUGGAGUACAAGGGAUACCUGGUGUCUGUCGACGGCUACAUGAACAUGCAGCUUGCAAACACAGAAGAAUACAUAGAUGGUGCGUUGUCAGGACGCCUUGGUGAAGUUUUGAUAAGAUGUAACAAUGUCCUGUACAUCAGAGGAGUAGAAGAAGAAGAAGAUGGAGAAAUGAGAGAAUAAGUUUGUAUAUUUCUAGAAAAUAAAGAUCAGUUUUUCACACCAAAAAAAAAACAAAAAACCAAGGACCCAGACCCAACUCAUU